Molecule: messenger RNA, 1131 nt
Organism: Schizosaccharomyces octosporus yFS286
Lineage: Eukaryota; Fungi; Ascomycota; Schizosaccharomycetes; Schizosaccharomycetales; Schizosaccharomycetaceae
Product: Co-chaperone for ATPase activity
Exons: 2
Coding region: 1-1131 (376 amino acids)
Cellular component (GO): cytoplasm
Source: RefSeq, a predicted model, not a curated record
AUGGCUACUUCACUUGAGGAUAAGGAUUGUUAUGAGAUCCUUCAAGUGAGUCGCGACUCCACUCUACAGGAAGUCAAAACGAGUUACAGAAAGCUAGCUUUGCUAUAUCACCCUGAUAGAAAUCCCAAUAAAGAAGGCUACGAUGAAAUAUUUUCUGCUAUCAGUAGCGCCUACAACAUAUUAUCAAAUGAGGAUAAACGAAAAUGGCAUGAAAAGGAUUACACCAGGGAUCAGUAUUCGGUCUUCACUGAAGAAAUUCGUGAGAUGCAAACCAAUCUAAGAGCUGUCAAGUUCGAUGUAUGGGUAAAUUUUAUAAACCGAAUACGAUCCGAUGAACAGACCGCAGGUACAAAAGUUCAGUGGCCAAGCUUGGGAGAUUCCACUUGGUUAUGGACACACACAAAACCAUUGUAUCAGCGAUGGUUGCGAUUUUCUACAGCAAAAUCUUUUGAAUGGGAAGUUAUUUACAACGACGAAGAGGAAACAGACCCUGCUACGAAACGACUAAUGAAAAAGGAAAAUCUAAGAUGUAUUAAAUACUGUACCCAACAAUAUGAUGCAGCGGUGCGUGAACUCAUUGCAACAAUGUGUGAACUAGAUCCUCGUCGUCAAAACGUACAAAAAGUUUCAGACCCUGAACGUUAUGAAUCUUUGCAAGCAGCGUCCCGUCAACAAAGCGAGCGCGAUCGCCGCAAAUACCAAGCCUCUUUACAAGAACAAUCUAUUGCUUCAUGGACAGUUGUGGACCAAGAAUUAAACUGGAGCGAGGAUGAAGAUAUAGUUGAGGAUGACGAUGUGUCUAUUGACGAUACAGAAGCAGCAGACAAUACGAACUGCUUCAUUUGCAGCAAACAAUUUCGCUCAUUACAACAGCUAAAGAAUCACGAAAACAGCAAAAAGCACAAACAAAACAGUAGAAAAGCGAGAAAGCAACAAGAAAAAGAAGCCAAACUCGCCUCCAAAUCGUCGGAAGCUUCUCUUGGAACAUCAAAUUCUCCUCAAGAAGCGGGAUCCCCAUAUAAUCAAUCCUCCAAAAGUGCAGAGGAUCUCGAAAAAAGUUUCACGUUUAUUGACAUGUCUGAUGAAGACUUCUUCACAGUCCCCGAAAUCAGUGAUGAAGAAGCGUUCUAA